Molecule: messenger RNA, 1692 nt
Organism: Esox lucius (northern pike)
Lineage: Eukaryota; Metazoa; Chordata; Actinopteri; Esociformes; Esocidae
Gene: tmem237b
Product: transmembrane protein 237b
Exons: 13
Coding region: 256-1458 (400 amino acids)
Biological process (GO): cilium assembly
Cellular component (GO): ciliary transition zone
Source: RefSeq, a predicted model, not a curated record
UAUUUCCUUUUACACCAUCCCAUUUAAACUAUGGUCUGUCAGACGGUAGGGUUCUUUGGCACUUUAGUAUACCUGCUCUGGCCCUCCUAUUCACUCAGUGUUUGGAGGGGUAAAAUCCCUCUGGUCUGAUCUAUGCGUUGUUGGUAAUCCAGUGCUUUAGCAGAUGCAUAGUGCAGAUUUAGCCCAGGAUUAGGGAGUGUCAUCAAGACGGUGGCACAGAAAUAUCCUCCUAGCAUUGCCUGAUUCUUGGACGGAAUGGCAAGAAAACAACUCGCUCGUGGUGUGCGUGCUCUGCCCCCCGGGCCAAGUCAAGACGCGGGUGAUGAGUUACCGGUCCAUAAAAGCAAAAAGAAGAAGUUGAAGAGUCAGGUGGAUGGUUUUCAAAGCCCUGAUGCUGACCUGGAGCUGGAGAUGACCCAGGUGACGGGUCUGAGCAGUCGCAGGGCGUCUGAGGUCGUCCAGCCCCUGACCCCUGUGUCACAGGAAGUAGCACCACAGAAGAGGAGGAAGAAGAAGAAGAAGGUAGCGACUGUAGAUCUGGAGGAUGAUCACGCUGACCUGGUAAGCGGGGACGACCUGGACCAGAACAUGGACAGGCCCGAAGAAGAGUUGCCCAAAAAGCCCAAGAGGAAGAAGAAGUCAAAAGUUCCAGAGACCCAGUAUGUCGACGACCUAGAUGUAGAGGACGAUGACAUCAUCACAGAUGCCCAGCCCCCUAUCCCCCAGCAUUCCCUGUUCUCUGCUCCCCUGGGACAGAGUCAGCCGGUGGGGAAGGUGUUUGUAGAGCGGAGCAAGCGCUUUCAAGCGGCUGACCGGUCCGAACAAAGGAAGUCGAGCAACCAGGCGGACAGCUUUAUGGAUAUCCAGCAGGUGUGGACCACCAAGGAAGUGUCUGUUAGGGUACAUGGUGGCUUCAGAGUGGUUGGUCUGUUCUGCCACGGUUUCCUGGCAGGCUAUGCAGUGUGGAACAUCAUACUGGUCUAUACUCUGGCUGGACAACAGCUGUCCGCUCUGCCGAACUUCUUGCAGCAGUACCACACCCUGGCCUACCCUGCUCAGUCGCUCUUCUACCUGCUACUGGCUAUAAGCACCGUGUCGGCCUUUGACAGGGUGAAUCUUGCCAAAGGCACCAUGGCUGUGAGAGAGUUUGUCACCCUGGAUCCAGUGGCUCUAGCCUCCUUCUUAUAUUUCUCAGCUCUAGUCCUCUCUCUCAGCCAGCAGAUGACCAGCGACCGCAUCAACCUCUACCUCAGUGCUAAUGGGACCUUGUGGUCUCCUGGGACAGAGCACCAGAUUCUUUACCCCUGGAUCAUUGUGAAUCUGGUAGUGGCUCUACUGGUGGGAAUGGCCUGGCUCUUCAUCUCCUCUCAGCCUGAGAAGGACCACACCGAAGGGUUCCUAAUGGCUAUGGAAGUUGAGUCCUUGAGACCAGAGGAGAAAUCCGAGAUAUCUACCUAAGGACAUUUUUUCUUUCUUGCACAUGUAUUUUUUUUAUUUUAUCAGUCAACAAAAAGGUACACAUAAUGGUAAUAAUAAGUUUAUUUUUGUAUGACCACUGGAAAUAAUACAAAUGUUAUCCAACAUAGAUGCUUCUGUGUCAUUUUCUUGUACCAGACGUAACAUAGUUAUGUAACAUUUGUGCCUUGCUUUGUUUAAUGCCACACCAUAAAAUCAAAUAAAUGUCCAACACAA